Molecule: messenger RNA, 5055 nt
Organism: Rotaria sordida
Lineage: Eukaryota; Metazoa; Rotifera; Eurotatoria; Philodinida; Philodinidae
Source: the annotation of a GenBank genome assembly
AUGACAACAGAAAAUCAACAAAUAAAUAAAACAACACCAUCAUCAUUAAAUAGUAUUGAUGCAACUGGGAAAAUGCAAGGAUGGUUUAAAUUAAUGGAAACAAUUCGUAAAACAGGUUCACAAUCAAAUGACUUAAUUAGAUCAUUACCGAACAGUAAUUUAAAUAAUCAUCAUAUUAUAGAUACAUUAUCACAACAACAAAAUUCAUUUGAAAAAUCUUUACCAUCAAUAAAUACAAACGGUCAUUUAUUAAAAUCACCUGAAACAAUAAAUACAAUAGAUUCACCACCAAAUAUAUUUAAUUCACCAUCUAUCAUAAGUUUAGAAUCCACACCAAGACAAAUAAUAGAAGAUAUACCUUCGGUAGAAAUUGAAUCAGCAUCAAGAUUAAUACGAGAAAGUAUACCUUUAAUUGAACUUGAAUCAUCAACAACUACUGCAGCAUCAUCACCAGCAUCUUCAGAUUCCAAAUGUUCUCUAACACGUUCAAAAAAAAUAAUUAUUCGUAGAGCAAAUAAAUCUAAACCAACAUCAUCAUCAAUACAAAAACCUGUUGAAAUGUCAACACCAAUUACUGAAGAUAUAUCUGAUGAUGAUGUGCCACUUAUUGAUAUACGUAAACAUAAAACAAAAUCUAUUGAUACAUUAUCAAUUCCAUCAUUAAGAGAUUCAAUUAUUCCAUUAGCAACUGAUCUUCAAUCAUUACCUGGUCAUUGUCAAGAUGAAAUACGUGAUAUUCGUUUUUUAAAUUAUUCUGAUAUAGAUACAUUAUCAAUGCAUUUUAAUAUAUGUUUAUAUAUUGAUAAAAGAUCACUAACAAAACAAUAUAUAUAUAAAACACGUUAUAAUGUAUGGAAUAAAAUUUUAAAAUUAUAUUAUGUAAAAACAUUUCGAAAAAAAUUAUCAACAGAAAAAUCUAUAAAUAAAAAUAAUAAUUAUAAACAACAACCAUUAUCUGUGAUAAGUUCACCAACAUCAAUAUCAUUUAAAAUGGAUUGGAAUGUUAAUAGAAGAAAUAUAUCAUCAUCAACACAUCGACAUACACCAAAAAAUUUAUUUCAUGUUUUACAAUUAAAUCCUAAAACACAAAUAUCAUUAUCAGAUACUUCAUCAUCAUCAUCAACAACAACAAAAUCACCAAUUCAAACAUUUGAACGUAUUAAAGAUAUUCUUGCACGUACUUAUUAUCCACAUUUUUAUAAAGCUAUUGAAUAUGGUUAUCAAUUUGGUACAAAAUCAAAAUAUCCAAAUACACAACAAUUAAUAACUACACAUAGUGAUAUUAUUGAUGUUAAAGAAAUGCCUGAAUCACCUAAUUUACUUGAUGCCUCAAUAACAAUUACACUUAAAUCUCCACCAACAACAACAAGACGUGGUUCAAAUAUUAUUCAACAAUUACCAAUAGUAACAACAUCAACAACAAAUGAACGAAAAAUAAAAAUUUUUAAAAUGGAUGAUAAACCUUUAUCACCUAAACAUAAUAAAUGUCAUAUGAAUGAAAAUAUUGAUGAAUUAUCACCAUGGAUAAUAAGAAAAUCCGUUGUUGUUUUAACACCAGCUAAAAUUCCAUUAUCAUCACCAUCACCAUCACCAUCACCACCACCACUACCAUUGAAUGAAAAAGAAAAAAAUUUACAUACAACAAACCGAAAACGUAAAUCAUCAACUACAACAAAUACCCAUAUUAUAGAACGAAAAAAGAAAAGAAUUGUAUCAUCACCAUCAUUAGAAAUAAUUAAUCAAAUUGAAGAUAUUUCUAAUUCGGAAAGUGAUGAAGAUUUGUUACCGUCUGAAUUACCAAAACAAUGUUUUAUUAAAAAUGGUCUUCGUUCAAAUUAUUAUAAAACAACAACUAAUGCUAAUUCCAAACCUACUAGUAAUAAAAAUCGUCUUGAACGUCGACGACGACAAUCAUCAGGUUCAUUACCACCAUUUUAUACUGGAAUAUUUGAAUCUAAUGAUGAUAAAUCAUCAUAUAUUGAUUAUCAUCUUCCAUAUGACAUUUAUUGGUUUGGUCAACAACAACAAACAAAAGAAACAAUAUUAAUCAAUUCUACUUCUCCUUUAUUAUCUUCAUCAAUAUCAACUUUUCAACAUACAAAGAAAAAAUCAAAUAAACCAAAACAAAAACAACCAUUACCUUUUAAAAAAAUUUCACGCAAUGCUUAUUCAGAUCAAUUACGACAAAGUCUUUUAUCAUCAUAUAGUAUAGAAAAAGCACCUGUUUGUGAUUGUAAACCAUCUGGAACAUGUGAAGAUGGUGUAUGUCUUAAUCGAAUGAUAUUUACAGAAUGUCUUCCCGAUUGUGCAUGUGGUGUUAAAUGUAGUAAUCAAAAAAUUCGUAAAAGUCAAUGGUUUAAACAUCUUGAAGUAUUCGAUACAAGUAAAUAUGGUCAAGGUUUACGUACAACAGUACCAAUACAAAAAGGUACAUUUCUAUGUGAAUAUGUUGGUGAAAUAAUAACUGAAGAAAAAUUUCAUGAACGUAUGGCAAAUAUCUAUUCAAAAGAUGAACAUCAUUAUACAAUGAAAUUAACACAAAAUUUAGUUAUUGAUGCUUAUCGUAUGGGUAGUGUAGCACGUUUUGCUAAUCAUUCAUGUUCACCUAAUUGUGAAUUUCAAAAAUGGACUGUUGAGGGUUUACAACGUAUGUGUAUGUUUUCAUUACGUCCAAUAAAAGCAGGUGAAGAAUUAACAUAUGAUUAUAAUUUUCAAUGUUUUAAUUUACAAGCUCAACAACCAUGUUAUUGUGAAAGUUUAAAAUGUCGUGGUACAAUUGGUACAAAACAACAAUCAACAUUAAUAACAACAAAUAAUAAUACAUCAAUAACAACUAUACAAAAAUUAACACAACGUGAAAAACGAAUGAUUUUACAAUCAUCUAUAUUUCUUUUACGUAAUUUAAGACGAAUAAAAGAAAAACAAGAAUUAAGAAAAAAAAAUAGUAAUAAAUUAAAACAACAAAUUGAUAAACAAUCUACAAUAUCACUUUUUUUUGCACAAAAUUAUUAUCAUUCAAAUCCAUUAUAUAAUAAAUCAACAUUAGCUAGUUUAAGAAAAACUCCUAAACUAGCUCAUAAAGUAGAAUUAAAUUUUAUAUAUUUAGACAUAUUUUAUCUGUUUUAUAAUCACAUUCGACGUUCACAUUUUGCAAAAUCUGGUCGACAUUAUUAUGAACUUAUUGAUAAUACAUGUUAUUAUGCACAAUUAGCACAAUUAACACUUAUAUUAAAUGAAAUAUUUGAAUUAAUAUCAAAUUAUAAAUGUACAAAUAAAGAUAUAACACCAUCAGUUGUAUUAAAAAAAUGUCCAUCGAAACGUUUAUUUCCAGCAUAUUAUGAAAUAAUAACAAAACCAAUUGAUUUAACAAUGAUAAGAACAAAAUUAGAUAAUGGAGAAUAUUUAUCAUUUCAUAUCUUUGAAAAAGAUUUAUUAUUAUUAUUUAAAAAUGCAAUUACGUAUUGUGGUGAAGAUUCAGAUGAAGCAGAAGCUGUAUUAGAAUUACAAAGUUAUUUUCACAAUACAUUAAAAGUCGAAUAUAAGAAGAUAUUAAAUUUAUUUCUUAAUAUGAAAGACAAAGAACGAAAUUUAACGAAUUUACAAACACUUGAAAAUUUUAUUGGACGUCUACAUGAAAAAGAAAUUAUCUAUGGACAGAUAAGAGAAAUUCUUUAUGAUAUUAUAUAUAAUAUUGAUGAGAAUUCAGACAAUGAUUCACCUAUUGUUUAUAAAAUAGUACUUGCUAGUAAUGUUAAUUCACAUCGAACAUCAAGAUCAAGAACAUCAUCAGAUUGUAUUGUACAUUGUCGAUGUGGAUCAGUUUAUGAUGAGAAUUCACUUGUGCAAUGUUAUGCUUGUCAAUUUUGGCAACAUGUGGCCUGUGUUUCAAUAGUUGAUUCAAGUCGACCAUAUUAUUGUUUUGAAUGUCGACCAGCAUGUGAACAUAAUCCAUCAGCUUGUUUAAAAACUAAUGUUAUUAUAGCUGCUACUUUAUCACCAUUACAAACCUAUGAUGAUAAUCAUAGUUCAUAUUCGACAUUAACACGUUCAGAUGGUUUUAUAAUACGUAUAAAUGAAUGUUAUUUUGUACCAAAACAAGAUGAAAAAAAUAUUGAUAGAUCAUUAACAUCACCUGAAUAUGAUAUUUUAUUUGUUGAACGUCUUUGGAUUGAUGAUUAUGGUAUUGGACAAGCAUCAGGUUUUUAUUAUAUACGUCCAAAUGAAACAUUUCAUGAACCAAAUAGAAAAUUUUUUCCUAAUGAAGUAUUUCGUUUUCCAUCAUCAAAUGAUCCUUUACCAAUAAGUUCAAUUGUUCGUCCAUGUUUUGUAUUGGAUAUAGGAACUUAUUGUAAAGGUAAACCAAUAAGUGAUAAUAGUAGUCGAGUAUUAUCAAGUGAUUUAUUUAUAUGUGAAUAUCGUGUUGAUAAAUCAGCAAGAACAUUUACACGUUUAUUAAAAUCAAGACAUUAUGGAAUUAAUACAAAAUCUUAUUGUUUUGAUAAUUAUGUUGAAAGAUUAUCAAUUAAACGAGAUUAUCAGCCUUACCAAAAAGAACUUCAACAACAACAACAACAACAACAACAACAACAACAUCAUCAUCAUUCUCAUGAGAAUCGUCGACGUUUAACAGUAAAUCCAAAUAAAUUAACAAAUAGACAAUUCGAAGAAAAAUCUACACGUAUAAAUGGUAUUAUAGAAAAAAUCUAUUGUCGUUAUCAUGAUCAAAAUUUAAUACCAAAUGAUACAAAAUAUACAGUUGAUGAACUUCUUCAAUGUUCACCAACAUCUUCAAUCUUAGCCGAUAGGAACAAUCAUCAUGAUAAUUCAUGUUUAAGAAAUAAAUUAUCAUCAGUAUCAUUAUCAUCAAUUGCUUCACCAUUACAAACUCCAGCUGAAAAUAUAAAUAAAAAACGUCGUACAAUAUCUUUAUCAUCUGAUGAUGAUAUUGUUGAACUCAUACCUGAAAAUAACUGUCAAAGAACAUCAAAAAAACGUUCAACAAAACAGACAACUAUGAAUUCACAUAAACGUGAUGAAUCAAUUGAUCAAGUCUAA